Messenger RNA from Gongylonema pulchrum, 549 nucleotides. The record is from the annotation of a GenBank genome assembly. NCBI's taxonomy places the organism in Eukaryota, Metazoa, Nematoda, Chromadorea, Rhabditida, Gongylonematidae.
AUGAACAUCUCUGCGGCUGCUGUUUCGCAUCCACAUACGUAUAUCUACGAGAAUUUGUACAAAGAGAUGAACAUACGUGGCAAGGAUAUGGUACCGGCACAUGAAGCAGCUGCGUUCCUGAAGCUAUCCUGCUUGAAUGUAACAACUUUGGGUCAGAUUUGGGAGCUGGCCGACUAUAACCGCAAAGGUUGUUUGGAUAAAACGGGCGCAUUCAUUGCUUUCAAACUAAUUGCUGCAUGCCAACAAGGCCAUGCCCCCUCCUGGCAAUCGCUAUCACUGCAGCUUGAUCCACCCUCUUUCGCUUCUCGAUCUGCAACCCCAUCGAUCCCGAAUUUCGGUUCAGCCACUUCCGCCAGUCCUAACGGUCAUUGGGCGAUUGAUCCGGUGGAGCAGUCGAAAUAUGAAUCGAUCUUCGAUGGCCUAGCUCCAGUGGAUGGCAAAGUGUCCGGUGAUCGGGUGCGACCUGUAUUGUUGAAUUCCGGACUUCCAAGUGCAGCGCUGGCCAGGAUAUGGGAAUUAGCGGACAUGGACAAAGUGAGUGACACGUAA